Messenger RNA from Salvelinus fontinalis (brook trout), 1566 nucleotides. RefSeq lists its product as uncharacterized. NCBI's taxonomy places the organism in Eukaryota, Metazoa, Chordata, Actinopteri, Salmoniformes, Salmonidae. Bases 31 to 1353 code for a protein of 440 amino acids. The record is from RefSeq and is a predicted model, not a curated record. The transcript has 3 exons.
CACGCCCAUCAACAAUCACCCAAAACAAAGAUGGCGGCUUGCAGGGAGACGAGACGCAGCUGGAAAAUUCACUGUGCAUUUGCUGUGUUUAUCUUGUUACAACUAUUUCCUCUCAAAUGUAUUUCGGCACCGCUGGAACCCGAAAACGAUUUAGUUGAGGUUCAACCACCUCUGAAUCCAGGAGUUGUUGGUUCAGAUCACUCCUUGCCUUUGGCAACUGCCAGCAAGGGUGCAGCAACAGCCGACAGCACUGGUACAACAGACAGCAAGGCAGACACAGUAACCAAUGACAAAGCUAGAACAUCUAUCGAGGUUGAUGACACAGCAGUCAUUAAGGCUGUAACAUCAGACGUAAAGGAUGCUGCUGCUACACCCAAUGAGAGUGCUACGCCUAUCAAAGACGCUACCACACCCAUCAAGGAUGCUACCGCACCUUUAGAAGACGCUACCACACCCAUCAAGGAUGCUACCGCACCUUUAGAAGACGCUACCACACCCAUCAGGGAUGCUACCACACCUUUAGAAGACGCUACCACACCCAUCAAGGAUGCUACCACACCUUUAGAAGACGCUACCACACCCAUCAAGGAUGCAAACACACCCAUCAAGGAUGCAUCUAUCGAUGGUGUAACAGCAUAUGUUGCACCGGCCACCAAAGGGAAGGUUAUAGCUGAAUCCCCUGCCAUUAUUAAUAAAACAACUGUUGGCAAGGAAGUAGGACGGACUACUACUGAAGAACUACUUCCCAAUCCCACUGAUGCAGAUGCUGCUGCCGCCUUUACCAUGGCUGCAGAUCCAGCCAUCAGCACCACCACAACCAAGCCCACCCUGGAGAAACCAAGCUCUGCCUCCAACACCAAGCUUGUCGGUCGCAUGAACCCUACAGAGGACGAGCAAGAGGACAAUCUAGAGUCCCAGGCAGAGAUUGACGUGUACGACAGAGAAAAUGAGGACGAUGUCGAUGAGGACGACGACUAUGACCUGCGGCCAGCAGUUAAGGCUCCUCUGAACAACGACGAGGAGGACGACAUCAUGGUGGACGCAGACAAUGACCCGGUGGUGCUCAGACCAGCAGAGAAUGCUGGGAAGAUAGACGUGCGUAUGAAGGACACCACCAUCUACACCAUCCAGGAUGAGGACUCACACUUCUUCUUCCACGUGGUCAUCCUGGCCUUCCUGGUGGCCAUCGUAUACAUCACCUACCACAAUAAGAGGAAGAUCUUCCUCCUGGCCCAGAGUCGGCGCUGGAGGGACGGCCUGUGCUCUCGCAACAAUGUGGAGUACCAUCGGCUGGACCAGAAUGUCAACGAUGCCAUGCCUUCCCUCAAGAUGACUCAAGAUUACAUUUUCUGAGCAGAGAAGGAAGUUGAAAAGACUGAACUGAAUUGAACAAACCUGUUUCCGGCUGCAUUGUUGAAAUGCUCGCUUUCCCACAAGCUUGCCCCACUUCCUCUUGCUUCAGGACAAUCCUGGGCAGGAGGGAGUUUGAUGGUACUUCAUCUCUGUAAUCGAUAGCCUACACUUUUUCAAUGUUAAUCCACGUACGUUGGAAAUAUUACUCUUUGU